AUGGCCGUGCCACGAUCCGAUGAUGCGAUAUCCACCCUCACCGGGCUGCGGUCGUGGUGGUCGUCGUUUGGACGCGCCGCCGCACCGCGCGAGCCGCGUUCUGCUGACGACGUGUCCAUGUUUGGCGCGCCGCUGCACGAGGCGCUCAAGCACUCGAGCGUCGCCAUCUCCCUGGUCAACCAGGACGGGAAGCAGUAUGUUUGGGGUUAUGUGCCGGUCAUUGUCGCCAAGAUUGGCCUCUUCUUGAAGCAGAAUGCAACGGAAGUCGAAGGCGUGUUCCGUAUCAACGGCUCCGAAAAACGUAUGAAGGAGUUGCGACAGCAGUUUGACACACCGCCGCAGUACGGCAAGGACAUUGACUGGACGGGUUACAAUGUGCACGACGCCGCGAGUCUCCUGCGCCGGUUCCUGAACCUCAUGCCGGAACCCAUCAUUCCGUUUGACCGCUUUGCCGAGUUCCGCGAAGUGCUUGCCAAGCCAGACGUCAACGUCGAGGCGGCCAUCGGCGCGUACCGCAGCCUCAUCACGUCGUGCCCGCCCGCGACGCAAUACCUCCUUCUCUACAUCCUUGACCUGCUCGCCGUGUUUGAGCGGAUGUCGGACGUGAAUCGGAUGAGCGCAGGGAACCUCGCCAUCAUUUUCCAACCCGGCAUGCUAAGCCACCCCACGGUACGCUCCAAGGAGGAGCACCAGUUUGCGGUGCGCGUCGUCGAGUUCCUCAUCACGCACCAGGACCACUUUGUCCUGGCGCUCUCUGCGCCACCCCCGGAAGACAUGCGCCCGGAAGAGCUCGCCAAGCCGUCGGAGCGCCCGCUCGCAGAAGAGUACUACCUCGUGCCAUCCGACUCGGACGAGGACCUCGGCGAGAUGGAGGCACACAUGGGCGGUGGCGCGAUGCUCGGCCGCACGCCUACGCAGCGGUCCAAAGCCAAGUGGGGGCGCCGCGAAGAGAAGAAGAACUCGCUCCCACACGACAAGGACGCGACGCCGCCCGUUGCCAAGGAGCGCAAGCCCUCGGCACGCACUAAGCCGAAGCCGAUCGCCGAUGCGCGCCGCGAAGGCCGCAAGCGUGCCAACUCCCAUUCGGAUGCGAACGAGCAAAUGACCGCGCCCGACGCUGGACCGUCGAGCGCUCCGCGUGCCCGCAUCCCGUCGCGCUCGCCGGUAAAGCGCCGCGACCACCUUGCACCCCCCACUGCGCCGACGCGCCCGCCGCUGGGCAAGCGCUCGGCGUCUGCGACGAGCUGCAUCGAGACGGUGCAAAAGAGCCCGUCGUCGCGCACCGCGCCGCUGCCUGUGCGUGCGGCCAAUACACCGCCCGCGCGCAGUUCAGCAAUGUCGCCGACGAGCGCGAUGCUGUCCUCCUCGCCACAGUCCUCGCUGCAGACCCAGGACGUGUCGGUGGGGUCGACGCAGAGCACCCAAGAGCCCGAGAGUUUACUAGAGAGCAACGCACCGCCCGUGCAAGGCGACGCUCCCCCGCCGGCCGCGCCGGGCGCCGACGUGACGCCGCGUGCGGCCCCCGAGGAGGAGCGGCCGCCGACGCCGCCGGAAAAAGAAGCCAAGCCGCUGCUGCGCGAGAAGGACGCGCCGCUGUUGCCCGCACCCGCGCUGCCGCUCGACAGCCUGCCGCGCCCGCGUGCGUUUACUACGGACGCCCCCGCGUCGCCCAGCGUACGCUCUACCGAGCCGCGCUCGGCGACGCUCCCGUCGCCGUACGCGAUCGACCCCCGCCUUGCGCAGCUUGGUCCGGUCGCCUCUGCGUCUGCUAACGGUUCGUCUGCCGAGGCUGUCGGUGACGCCCCGCCGCACCGCGCUGCGGCCCCGAUACCCUACGCGACGACCAUGGUGGCACACACCAAGGCGCCCGUUCCGAUCCUUGCUUCUCGCGAAACGCUCCUGCGGCACGCCAAGGUGAUGCAUACCAUCUCUGGGCGGCGGCAGUAG
Messenger RNA from Malassezia japonica, 1947 nucleotides. RefSeq names its product GTPase activating protein (GAP) for Rho1p (gene SAC7). Lineage: Eukaryota; Fungi; Basidiomycota; Malasseziomycetes; Malasseziales; Malasseziaceae. The record is from RefSeq and is a predicted model, not a curated record. Gene Ontology annotation, biological process: signal transduction; activation of GTPase activity; regulation of fungal-type cell wall organization. The transcript has 2 exons. Gene Ontology annotation, molecular function: GTPase activator activity. Gene Ontology annotation, cellular component: cell cortex. The coding region runs from base 1 to 1947 and encodes 648 amino acids.